AAGCUGCUCAUGACCCAGAUUAAAUGGCUACCUAAAGGUAGCCUUUAUAACAUUAGCGAUACGGUGCUUAUUAGUAAUGAAUAGGCUUGCUCUUAUGUGUGUUGAGUUCUUGUGCAUAUUUUAAUGGAGUAAAAGACUAACAUACAUCGCUGCUUGUCACACAGCACGCUCGGAAACGAGAGAACGAUGUCUGCUUCAACCAGAAAAGCCAGUUAACGUUAGCAUUCAAGUAACAGACGAGACUCGGGGACAUCUGAGGAUUCGCGUUAGCAACAGUGGCAGGUACCGUAGCAACUGCAGACGCUUGACUUAGUCAUCGUUACAGCUAACACAGCAUGCCAACUGCUUCCUCGCCUUUUUGUCGGGGGAUCAACACAGCAAACUUCCACCAUGAGACUAAAAACAUCGCUGCUCCAGGAACCCAAACAUAAGGAGCUUGUGAGUUGUGUUGGCUGGACCACGGCAGAUGAGCUGUACUCAUGCAGUGAAGACCAUCAGAUCCUCAGGUGGAACCUGCUCACCAGCGAGACCACUCUGGUUGUCAAAUUGCCAGAUGACAUUUACCCCAUUGACCUACACUGGUUCCCCAAAACUGUUGGUUGCAAGAAACAGAACCAGACAGAGAUCUUUGUCUUGACCAGCACGGAUGGAAAGUUCCACCUGGUUUCUAAAACAGGGCGCAUUGAGAAGAAUGUUGAAGCACACAAAGGAGCUGUUUUGGCUGGAAGAUGGAACUAUGAUGGGACUGCUCUUAUCACAGCUGGAGAAGAUGGGCAGAUCAAGAUCUGGUCAAAAAGUGGGAUGCUGCGCUCAACACUGGCCAGCCAAGGGUCUCCUGUGUAUUCUGUAGCCUGGGGUCCAGACUCGGACAGAAUCCUCUACACAUCAGGAAGACAGCUAGUCGUCAAACCUCUGCAGCCCAGCGCCAAAGUUAUACAGUGGAAGGCUCAUGACGGGGUUGUUCUGAAGGUUGACUGGAAUUCAGUGAAUGACCUUAUACUGUCAGGUGGAGAAGACUGUAAAUAUAAGGUAUGGGACAGCUUUGGCCGUCUGCUUUACUCCUCCUUGUCUCAUGACUACCCGGUCACCUCUUUGUCCUGGGCACCAGAUGGAGAGGUGUUUUCUGUGGGCUCCUUCAACACCCUGCGUCUCUGUGACAAGACUGGAUGGUCCUAUGCAUUGGAGAAGCCCAAUACAGGCAGUGUGUUCAGUGUGGCCUGGUCUGCAGACGGCACCCAGCUGGCUGGGGCUUGUGGCAAUGGGCAUGUCAUCUUUGCCCAUGUGGUGGAGCAGCAUUGGGAGUGGAGGAACUUUGUGAUCACCCUCACCAAGAGGAGAACCAUGCAGGUGAGGAAUGUGAUGAACGAUGCAGUGGACAUACUGGAGUUUAGAGAUCGAGUCAUCAAAGCAUCUCUGGCGUACGGUCACCUUGUGGUCGCCACUUCCCUCCAGUGCUAUGUCUACAACUCAAGAAACUGGAACACUCCACUCAUCUUUGACCUGAAGGAGGGAACAGUGAGCCUCAUCCUGCAGGCCGAGAAACAUUUUCUGCUCGUGGAUGGAGCGGGGUUAUAUACGUUCUCCUAUGAGGGUCGGCUGAUAUCUUCACCCAAGUUUCCCGGCAUGAGAGCAGACAUCCUUAACGCACAGGGCGUCUCGCUGAGUAAUGACACCAUCGCCAUCCGGGACAAGAGCGAUGAAAAGGUCAUUCUCCUCUUUGACGCCUUGACCGGGAAAGCCCUUGCCGAUGGGAAACCCUUAACUCACAAGCUAGAGGUGGUGGAGGUCGCUCUGGACCAGUGUGGCCCAUCUAGUGAAAGGAAGAUUGCCCUGAUAGACAAGAACCGGGACCUUUAUUUGACCUCCGUACGUCAUCUCGGACGGGAGCCCAAAAUCUGCAAAAUUGGUAGCAUGGUUCACAGUAUGGCUUGGAAUGAUGCUGCUAACAUCUUGUGUGGAGUCCAAGACAACCAGCUAACGGUGUGGUACUACCCAAGUGCUGUCUUCACUGACAAGGACCUGCUGCCAAAAACACUGUACAUGAAGGAUGGCAGUGAGUUCAGUCGUACACCCAACAUUCUGAGCUAUGUUGGCACCAAGGUGACGUUACGCCAAGGAGAUGGUUCCCUGGUGUACAGCAGUGUACCUCCCUACCCAGCUCUCCUGCAUGAGUACAGCACCUCUGCACGCUGGGAGGAUGCACUGCGCCUCUGCCGCUUCGCUAAGGACCAGUCUUUGUGGGCAUGUCUUGCUGGUAUGGCUAUGGCAAACAGGGAGCUGACCACAGCGGAGAUGGCCUACGCUUCUAUUGGAGAGCUACCCAGGGUGCAGUACAUCAACUUCAUAAAGCAGCAGCCAUCUAAGGAGUCCUCUUUGGCCCACAUGCUGAUGUUCAGUGGUCAGGUCCAGGAGGCUGAGGCCACUCUGUUACAAGCUGGUCUCAUCUACCAGGCCAUACAAGUCAAUAUUGACCUCUUCAACUGGGAGAGGGCACUGGAGCUGGCAGUGAAAUACAAGACCCAUGUGGACACAGUUUUGGCCUAUAGGCAGAAGUUCCUACAGAAAUUUGGCAGGAAGGAGACCAAUAAACGAUUCCUGCAGUAUGCUGACGGGGUUGAGGUGGACUGGGAGAAGAUCCAGGCGAAGAUAGAGAUGGAGUUGUCCAAAGAGAGAGAGAAGGCCGCUAACGCCUCCGUGAGGAGCAGCAUGGCCGUGCGACGCUGAUACUCAGGGGACCUUUUGUCUACAACAUCAGCUUUGCAGGAAUCGAUUCCCAUGUGUUUUUGACAUUUGGUGAAUAUUAGGUGGUUUGGCUCGCACUCACAGUAAUAAAAAUGUUCUGUACUCGAGGUACAAUGUCAACCAUUAGUUCCAAGUACAUUAACUUCAAGUGAAAACAAAGGGGAACAUUUGGAUGUGGAGGCCAUAAAGAAUAUGACACUUGAUUUUGAUUGUUACGCUACAGUCUUGUCAAUGUAAAACAUAUGCACAAUAUUGUACACAGCAUUCUGUUACAGUGGGUGGAUAAUUUGACUUUCGAUAAGAGUAUCUGUAUUUCUCAGCAACAGCACCAUUAUGGCCUUUCUGUCAUAUCAGCCUUUCAGUGAUAUCAUUGUUAUCUUUUCGUUGUGCACAAAUGUUUUGCUGCGUUUCUCUGUCAGUGGCAUUUGACUGUGUUUUUAUAUAUAUAUAGAUAUUUUUACAGUUUGUAUAUUCAUAACAUUGCAUCCUGUAAAGACUAAACUGUUGGUGAAUAAAACCGAUAGAUACAGUAUA
Messenger RNA from Acanthopagrus latus (yellowfin seabream), 3276 nucleotides. RefSeq names its product intraflagellar transport 80 homolog (Chlamydomonas) (gene ift80). The record is from RefSeq and is a predicted model, not a curated record. Lineage: Eukaryota; Metazoa; Chordata; Actinopteri; Spariformes; Sparidae. Bases 391 to 2724 code for a protein of 777 amino acids. Gene Ontology annotation, cellular component: centrosome; intraciliary transport particle B; cilium. Gene Ontology annotation, biological process: cilium assembly. The transcript has 20 exons. Gene Ontology annotation, molecular function: protein binding.